Metarhizium album ARSEF 1941 is the source of this 447-nucleotide messenger RNA. Its product is annotated as Defender against death DAD protein. Bases 1 to 447 code for a protein of 148 amino acids. Gene Ontology annotation, cellular component: membrane; oligosaccharyltransferase complex. The transcript has 4 exons. The record is from RefSeq and is a predicted model, not a curated record. Lineage: Eukaryota; Fungi; Ascomycota; Sordariomycetes; Hypocreales; Clavicipitaceae. Gene Ontology annotation, biological process: protein N-linked glycosylation.
AUGGCCCCCAAGAAGAAUGCCCGCGACCGCGUUACAACCCCGACCCCGGCCGCCGUCCCCGUCCAUGAGGCCACUGCCACGCCAGCCAAAUCGAGUGCCAAAGGCAGCCGCGCCAACUGGCACGAGGUCCUGCUCAAUAUCCACCAGUACUACAUGAAGGAGACGCCACAAAGGACGAAGCUGAUUGACGUGUUCUUGUUCUUCUUGGUGGUCGUUGGUGGGCUGCAGUUUGUGUACUGCGUCGUCGCAGGCAACUAUCCUUUCAACGCAUUUCUAUCGGGCUUCUGUGCUUCGGUUGGUCAGUUCGUCUUGACGGUGUCACUGCGGAUGCAGACGGCUGCGGCGAACAAGCGUGAUUUCCCAUCCGUUUCCCCCGAGAGGGCUUUUGUCGAUUUCGUUGUCUGCAGCCUCAUUCUGCACUUUUUCUGCGUCAACUUUAUCAAUUAA